GGGCCAAAAAGUGGCCUAAAAAAAAGCAUUUUUCUAGAAUCCAGACAAUAACUUGUGUUCAAGUGUAUGGAUCUCUCUGAAAUUGUACUGCAAGGUACCAUACCACAAAGGGAAGGCUGGGAUUGAGUUUCAAGGGGGUUCAAAAAAUUUGGGGGAGGGAUUUUUUUUUUCUUUAAAAUUUUCCAUUUUAAAUUGGUUAUUUCUGAUUUAUAUAUAAAAGCAAUUAAUAAUGAUAUGGUUUGAAUAGGUAAAUUAAAUUUUUUUAAGUUCUUAGACCACAUUCAUUCUGUGUCAGAAACCUAUGCUGUGUCAAAUAUUUAAUCACAAUCCAAAUUCAGUGCUGUAUCAAGCUUGAAUGUUGUGUCCAUACUUGCCCCAUCUGUUCAGGGUUCGACCUCUACGGUCGUAUCAAGGUGCGCCCAGCGGAGCAUUUUAUUUUAAUUUUUGAUCGGGUUGUUGUCACCUGGACACAUUUUCCAUUUCCAUUCUCUAUUUUAUUCUAAAGUCAUUAGCAUACAACACUGCAGUAGUAACAGUCAUUUCUUUGUCUAUUGCAGGAUGACAUCAUCAACAUCUUUGUCAUAUGAAGUACACAGCUAUACUAUCACCAUAAUGGAUAACUUGAAGAGACGAUGCACAUGUUCAAAAUGUAAUGGAAAAUUUGUCAACAUUAAGACUUUCCGAGCUCAUUCAAAGAAAAUUCAUAACACCGGGCAUGCUGAAAUAUCAGACACUUAUAGUGAACAACCUGCAAUUGUAAGAGAGUCCAAGGAAUUUUUAAAAAAGACUUUGAUUUUAAAUCAGCCACUUCAUGAAGGAACUACUAGAACUGUAAAAGAUGCAAUAGCAGAACAUUUAUUUAUAUUUUCAUCUAAUAAUGGAAUGUCAAAGACAGCUUUGUCACAGUAUCUUCACCAUGAAAAGUGUGUUCUACCGCAACCAAACAACCUGCCAUCCACUUAUAGUGAAGCUGUCACUAUUAUUCAACCAUACCUGAUGCCAAUAGAAAAAUUUAAAUGCUGUAUAAAUGACUGUAAAAUUUUUCCUAUCAGCAGUACCAUUCUUGCCUGUCCAGAAUGCAAUGAAAGUUUGGUGUUUUCAAACAACAGGAACAAAAAAACAUUUCAAUAUAUGCCUAUAGUACCCCGCAUAGUUCGUUGGUAUGGAACUAAGAACCUGGCAAAGAUUCUUUAUGCCAACAAGCUCAACACAACUGGCAAGCUAAGCAGCUACACAGAUGGCAAUAUAUUUCGUCAACAGAUGACAGAUGGAGUCUUCAAAGAUCAGCAACAGCAGAACUGUGUGCCAUUGGCUCUUUUUGCUGAUGGUGUGAAUCCAAAUAAAAAUCAAACAGUCCAGAAGUCAAUAUGGCCUCUCAUCAUCACCUGGAUAACACUACCACAAGAAAUGCGAUAUAUUUUAGGACCAAUGAUGUUGGCAGGUAUUGUUCCAGGCUAUGGUAGAAAGGAACCGAAAUCACUGGACCCUUAUAUUAAUGUUCUAGUUGACGAAUUAUUAUCAAACAUUGAAUGUAACUUGUAUGAUGCCUACACAGAUGCACCAGUAAAUGUAAAGAUUGCUUUAUUACAGUAUUUAUGUGAUAUACCAGCUUUUUCUAAACUUCUACACUGUUCUGGUCAGGCAGCUAUUCGUGCGUGUUUUUUCUGCAAAGAUACAGGUGUCCAUAGCAGUUCAGUGAAUAAAGUAUUGCACAUAUCGAACAGAGAGUUUUUACCGACAGAUUCUCUUUUUCGCAAAGACAAGACAUUAUUUGCCAAGAAAACUGAAGAGGUUGCUCCCAAACCACAAGCAUAUUCAAGGGAAGAAGAAAUGGAAAUAAGAAAAGAAUAUGACAAAAAAAAAAACAACAACCAAAAAUCUAAACUUCAAAAGGAAACUGGUUUUAAAGGGAUGCAUCCACUGCAUCGCCUACCAUAUUUUGACAGAGUGCAUCAGAUGCAACCAGAUGGCAUGCACACAUUAGCAGAUGUCAUCAGUAACAUUCUUGAUCUUAUAACAGGCAAAUCUGAUGGACCUAAAGUUCGCCAAUGUGAAAAAGACUAUAAUCGGUUUAAAGAAACCUGGCUAAAAAGACCAUCAUCAUCAAGUGCCACAUGUGAGAGACCAUCCAAACAGGCAAAGAAAUCGUCGGCAGAAACAGCUGUUCCUGAACCAACACCAAAAGCACCUCCUUUGCCAGCAGCUCCUUGGUUACUGACGAAACAGGAUGUUAAAUUAGCUGACAACAGAGCAAAGAGUGUAAAAUACCCUAAAGGCUUUGAUUAUACACCUGCUGACCAUUUUACCAGAGCAUGGACACUGCGUACAAUGCAUGGCAAACAACAGUUCGUAACCAAGAAUAUUGCAGCAUGGUGUAUCAGAGGCCUCCUAGCAAAGCCACAAGAAGAAACCUUGUUCAAUUUAUUUGAAGUGAUCAAAAGACUGACACAACCAUCCUACACAAUUGAGCAGCUUCAAGGACUUAUUGAAGACACAAGUACAGCAGUUGUGUUACUUGAAAGGGAUUUUCCUUUGACCUUGCAGAAUAUCACAACACACCUGCUACAUCAUAUCCCAGAGGGUUAUGAAGACUAUGGACCAUUGUAUGAUAGAUGGCUUUAUCCCUUGGAACGGGCAAACAGUUGGGUGACCAGACAAAUUUUACAACACGGACAUGAAGAAUCAACAGUGAUGCAGACAUACCGCAUAUACGAUUGGAGCUCCUACAACAUUUUGAGCGGUGAAAUUUUAAAUUGCAGCAGACAAACAAGUUUGUGUCGCAUGGCAGAAAAAGUUAAUUCCAUUCACCAUCAAGAUAUAUCUACAUCAUCUACAAAAAGAUUCAUGUUGCAAAGUGACGAUCUAUCGAUUCUACGAGACAAUUACAAUAGUAUAUAUAACCAAAGUUAUGAGUUAUUUGACAUAGACCCAGUGGUCACAUAUCUUAAGUUCAGCCAAAGACAGGAUGCAGAGUUAAAACGACAAAUUUUCUUUUCAACAACAGAGCAUCAGACAACGGCAUCAUGCUCACAUGACUAUUGUGUUAGUGUUUCGCAUAGGACAAACCUUCGCCUUGGAACAAUUAAUAAGAUUUUCCUUCACAACCAUCAAGAUAAAGCUACCAUGUGGGUAAAAUUGGAGAUGUUUCCUAUUCCGGAACAAUCUGGACAAUUCUUGGUCACUGAUGACAAAAAGAUUGACACACAUAUAUUUAGCUUUGAUAAAAUAAGCAAUCCAGUUGUAUUUGCUUUAGAAGACAAUAAAAUAUGGUUUUUAAAUGUUUAGAUAUGCAUUUAUACAUGUAUGUAUUUUGUAUGAAGUAGAGAAAUAGUUCUUUUUAUAUACUUGGAAAGGUACAGAAAUUCCUUUGUUAUGUAUUUUCUGGCUGUAUAUAGAUAGAGUUGUUCAAAAGAAAAAAAUUAUUGGAUAAAAGGUUUUAUUCAAGUGUUAAGAGAUUUUUUAAAUGGAAGUCAAGUUUGCUAUUUUCUAUGAGAUAUUCAUUUCAAAGGGUGUAUUACGUUUCCAAAUUUUUAGCAAAAUUCCAGUUUCACGUUUCCGCAUUUUCUUGCAUUACUUUUCCAAAAUAAAUAGUUACCACCUUUACGCAUUUUUACCUGUAUUUCACCUGUAAAAAGUGGAAAUAAUGAUAUAUAAGACUUAAUUUUAUUAUAGUAUUUUUUCUUAAUUUGUAUUUUCUUAAUUCCUUCAACAGGUAGAUUAUAUUCAGAUUUAAGGUAGAUUCAUGGUAUACUGCCAUCUUGGAUUGUACUAUCGCAGUACACAAUCAGUCUAGUUAUCUGCUCAAAUCUGCAAAUUUGUAGACAAAUGUGCAACUUUAUUGGUUAGACUGUUUAUUUAUAUGAAGGAAACUUGCUAAUUUAUUGCAUUAUCCAAAAUAUUUGACAAAUACCAAACAUUUGUGUUUUACAAUCAAUUUGUUCAACUGAGCCAUUUAAGGGGAGAUAACUCUUUUAGUAAAAAUAUUAUACUGGUCUGAUAGGGAAAUUUUUGCUUGUAGCAAGAAAACAAGUUCGGUGACACCAUUUUUUCUUUUUUUUUCUUUAAACAUAUUAUAAAACCUAUCUUCUCACAAUUUAUUUCAAAAUUCUAUCUCAUAGAUUUUUUUUUGGCACAAAAAUGUGUUUUUGCAUGAACCUUCUAAAUAAAUUUAGACCAUUUUCAACGACUCAUAGUUUUAAAAAUAGCACUGUGACCCAUCCUUUUUAUUAUAUUUUUGAAAAGAGCAUAAAAGUCUUCAUUUUAGAAAAGUAUAACAAGAUUCUAUCUCGGGAAACUUAUACAUAUGAUCUACCUUAACAUUGCGAGUACUUUUUAAAAGUCACCAUGUGGAAAGUCGCCCCAUAUGUGUUGAAAUCAGUAUUUGGUUAUAUCUUUUAUAUUAAUUUGCAUAUGCUUGAUUUCUUUUUUGGACACUCAAUUUCAUGUCCUCAUUUGGUUUCGGUCAGUAUUAUCAAUGUAAAAAACAAUGAGGAAAAGAGUUUUAUAAAAAUGCAGAAAUGUAGUGCAAAAAUGUGGAAACGAAAACACACAUUUCAAAUCCUACUUUCUUCUGUAAUUGAAAAAAAAUUAGUUCUGAGCUUUCAAAUUACGACCAUUGUACAGGACAUAUAUUUUGCUUUAUUUCUCUUUCUAGAAUUUACUGUUAUAUUUCAAGUUACACUUAUUACUACUAAAACAAAAUUUUGGCAAUUAAAUAUUUUGUAUUAAAAUGUUUAUAUGUAAAUAUUUUGAUAAAAACAAAUAUUGGUAUAAAAAUGUUACAAAUACAAAUGUGAGUAUGGUUAAAUAUAAACCAAUUUAAAUGUGGGUUUGUAAAUAAUUACAAAUGUUAAUUUAUAAAUAUAAUAAAUAAGUGCUUAAUAAUUGAAAUCAAUCAUACUGUAGACAUAUUUCAUUUUACAUGCAUAAUAUUAAAUGUUUAUAUGGUUAAUAAACAAUUAUUGUACCAAAUUAUUGUUUUUAUAAUUUGCAUUGUGUUAUUGUAUUCUAAUUCUUCUAGGUUUAGUUAAGCCAUAAUAGAAAUGAAUAUAAAACAGCUCAAGAAAGUGUUUAGACUGUAAGAAUGCGUCGAUACACAAUUCAGAUGAAAUUUAUACUGUCGAGAAUGUGUCGAGACAUAUUAAGACAUCAUUAAGACCGUCAAGAAUGUGUCGAGACAUAUUCAUACAUCAUUAAGAAUGUCAAGAAUGUGUCGAGACAUAUUCAGACAUCAUUAAGAAUGUCAAGAAUAUGUCGAGACUUAUCGAGACAAAUCCAAGACAGUCGAGAAUAGGUCGAGACAAAUCAAGACACUUUUGAGACUGUCGAGAAAGUGUCGAGAAUUUUCAGACAAUAUUAAUACUGUCAAGACAUAUGUCGAGAAAAAUCAAGUAAUAAUACAGAUAGUCGAGACAUAUGUCGAGAAUCUAGAUACUUAUUUCAGACAAAUUCAGACUCUGUCGAGAAUUUUUACAAAAAAUUCAUACAAAAAGAGAAUGUCGAGUAAAAGUUCAUGCAAAUCGAGACAAAAACUGGUCUUUUCAGACUUUUGGACUUUUGUA
This is a messenger RNA of Mytilus californianus (California mussel), 5561 nucleotides long. RefSeq lists its product as uncharacterized. The transcript is spliced from 4 exons. The record is from RefSeq and is a predicted model, not a curated record. The coding region runs from base 559 to 3285 and encodes 908 amino acids. NCBI's taxonomy places the organism in Eukaryota, Metazoa, Mollusca, Bivalvia, Mytilida, Mytilidae.